AGGUCCUGUGGAAGUUUAUCAAGGCAGAAGUUGCGAGUAUUCUAUCACGACUGGAGCGGUUGAAGAGUCUUGUGAGUAUUUCGCUUGAGAUGGACCAUUUGUAAGUCGUCGAGGCAACGGGUCGAAGCAUGCUUGCUUAUGGUAUCAAAGCAAACUAUCCGAAGCGAUUAAGGAGGACACUAAAGUUAUGCGAAAUGCUAUCCCCUUCCUUCAAGCAGAUAUCGUCACCAUCCGGGACACUCAAAGCCUGCAAUGGGACGCCCAGAAGCUCCAGCAGCGCCAGACGAUGCUGGAUUGGCUAUCGCCGACAGACUUCCCGGCCCAGCAACACGAUAUUAUCUCCCGAAGACAAGAAGAUACGGGGCAAUGGUUUAUAGACUCUCCAGAGUUUCAAGAGUGGUCGCAGGGAGCCAAUCGGACGCUAUUUUGUCCUGGCAUCCCUGGAGCCGGCAAGACUAUGAUGACAGCUAUUGCUAUCGACCAUCUCUGUAGGACGGUGCAGAGUGAUAACGUUGAAAUUGCUUACCUGUUUUGCAGCUAUAAGGCGAAAGCCGACCAGAGCGUAUUUAAUCUGCUUACUGCUCUCCUGAAACAGUUAGUGCAGAGCCAACCGGACAUGGCAACCCCGGUGACGCGCAUGUACGAUUAUCACACAAAGAAGAAAAGCCGGCCAUCCCUCAGCGACAUAUUCGAGGCUCUGCAGUCUGUCUGCUCCAACCAAACUACGGUAUAUAUUCUUGUAGAUGCGUUGGACGAAUGCGCGGACACAGAUGGUGGGCGGGGACGACUUAUCGACAAGCUCUGCGAGCUGCAAACGAAAGGAGACUUGCGGCUUAUGCUCACCUCCCGAUUCAUUCCCGAAGUAACGGAAAGAUUUCGAUCGAGCCCAAGUCUAGAGGUGCGAGCCAGCGAUUCGGACGUCAGGCAUUUUAUAGAUGGUCAUAUACCACGUCUACCGAAAUGUAUUCAACGCAACGAGGAGCUCCAGAAUCUUGUACAGGACAAGAUUGCGGGAGCCGUUGAUGGCAUGUUCCUUCUCGCGCGUCUUCAUGUCGACUCACUCCUUGAUAAAAGGAAUAAACAGAGUGUUAUGUCUACGCUAGAGAAACUGACUAAGGGUUCAGCGGCGCUCGAAAAAGCCUAUGGCGAGGCCAUCAAGCGAAUAGACGGGCAACUGGACAAUGACCGUUCGCUGGCAAGGUGUGCACUAUCUUGGAUAACAUAUGCCCAGAGACCACUUACUACUCGAGAGCUAUGCCAUGCGCUAGCUAUCGAGCCAGACGAUAAAACUCUGAACAAUGAUAGUGUUGAUGACGUGGAAGACGUUAUCUCCGUCUGCGCUGGGCUUGUUACGGUAGACGAGGAGAGCAACGUCAUCCGGCUCGUGCACUACACGACACAGGAGUACUUUGAGCGCAUACGCCUGGAAUGGAACCCUAGCGCUCAGGAAGCGAUAACGGUAGCCUGUUUAACGUAUUUAUCUUUCGACGCGUUUCGGAGCGGCAGCUGUGCUAAUGAUAGAGCUUUCGCGGAGAAGCUUACCGAGAAUGCAUUCUAUGACUACUCAGCACGUUAUUGGAGCGAGCAUAUACGGCCUGUGGAGAAGACAACUUCUAGCUUAGCGCUAGCCUUUCUCUGCGACGAAGCCUUAGUUGACGCCGCCAUCCAAGCUGUGUCUAUGUCAAACUAUAAAUACGAAGGCUAUAGUACGAGAUUCCCAAAUCAAACAACGGGCAUGCACCUUGCAGCGAGGUAUGGACUGCUUUAUUUGACAGAGAAACUCUUAGUGGGCAAAUGCGGCGACAUCGGCAUCGAAGCGGACUCGAAGGAUAGUUUCGGUCGGACGUCGCUGUCGUGGGCGGCAGCAAGAGGGCACGAGGCGGUGGUUCGGCUGCUGGUCGAACGGGACGACGAUGUCGAUCCUAAUUCUAAGGACCUGUUCGGUCGGGCCCCGUUAUCAGCAGCUGCGGUGAAUGGGUACGAGGGGGCUGUCGCGCUGCUGCUUACGAAGAAGAGCAUCGAGCCUGGAUCCCAGGAUAUGUUCGGUCGCACGCCGCUGUCGGACGCUGUCAAGAGAGGAUAUCUCCCUAUUGUAGAGCUUCUUCUUCAGAGGCUUAAGGGGCAGGGCAAUCCCGUUACCAAACAAGAACUACCUGCGGUAAGGCGCCCUACAGUGGACCCCAAAUGUCGUAUUUUCUGCUCGAUCUGUUUGGCACCCAUACCAGAUUUCGACUCUCACCACCACUGCGGAAUCUGUGAUCACGGCGAUUUCGAUAUGUGCGAAGACUGUCUUGCCAGCGGAGCUGUUUGUACUGAUCUAUCCCAUACGCUGGCUAAGCGCACGGUUAGAGAGGGUGUUCUAGUUAAUGUUACUAAUUAA
Messenger RNA from Eremomyces bilateralis CBS 781.70, 2380 nucleotides. RefSeq names its product ankyrin. Lineage: Eukaryota; Fungi; Ascomycota; Dothideomycetes; Eremomycetales; Eremomycetaceae. Gene Ontology annotation, molecular function: protein binding. The transcript has 3 exons. The coding region runs from base 188 to 2380 and encodes 730 amino acids. The record is from RefSeq and is a predicted model, not a curated record.